GGGAACCGUCUAUUUACUAAGGUCCUGAACAAGGGAGAUGUUUUUGUUUUCCCUAUUGGUAUGAUUCACUUCCAGCUCAACAUAGGGAAAACUCCUGCUGUUGCUCUUUCUGCUCUUAGUAGCCAGAAUCCAGGCACAAUUACAAUCGCCGAUACCCUUUUUGGAUCCAAUCCAGCUAUUAAACCUGAUGUUCUCACCAAGGCCUUCAUGUUAGAGCCGAAUGUUGUCAAGUACCUCCAGUCACGUUUUUGAAGCAAAAACAUUUAUCAUUGGAAGACUUGAACUAGCUAUGUUUUAUGUUUUAAUAGUUGAUUGUGUGGAUUGUCUUUGAGUGCUAUACCGCUAUUAAUUCAGUCAUUGUAUUCAAAUAAUAUUCAUUACCAUGUAAUAAAGAGGUUGCUUAAUU
Molecule: messenger RNA, 406 nt
Organism: Rubroshorea leprosula
Lineage: Eukaryota; Viridiplantae; Streptophyta; Magnoliopsida; Malvales; Dipterocarpaceae
Source: the annotation of a GenBank genome assembly